Messenger RNA from Ceraceosorus bombacis, 1340 nucleotides. The record is from the annotation of a GenBank genome assembly. Lineage: Eukaryota; Fungi; Basidiomycota; Exobasidiomycetes; Ceraceosorales; Ceraceosoraceae.
CUAACAAUUGUGGAUCGACAUUGGAUCGAGGGACCCGGAUUACACCGGGACUGUUGAACUUGAGGAUGCGGAAUCACUUGAAGAAAGUUGUUUCAAACCGACGCCCGACGAAGCGCACCAGGGCCUUGGUCUGCGAACGGUGUAGGUUGGUGGCGUGGGGGGAGGCGGGGAGGCGGGGAGGCGGGGGGCAGGCAGCCUGCGCGAAACGCGCGUCUGAGGAGUACGCGCAAAGACGCGCAUCCCGCGCCAGCGCCAGACCGCCAUUGCGAUAGGUAUAGCGGCGCUCAUUGAGUGCAUGAUGCCAUCCGACUUUGGACAUGCUGACGAGCUGACGCAUACACAAUAGAAAGCGGAGCGAGUGCAUCCAUCGCCAAGUCGAUGGGUAGCAUGGCCGCCCACGCAACGCUUUAGCCCAUCCGACUCUCCAAGACUGACAAUGCAAAUCCAAAGGAGAAGCAAAACAUCUCUCACAUCAGGUCCUCAUGUUCGGUAAUGGCAGGCGCAAAAGCAAAAGAUCAGGGGCCAACCACCCUCGCUUUAUUUUUAGGUGCGAGGGGCGCUGGCAUCUCUUCCUUCUGUCUUCGACUGGCGUGCUGUUACUGCUGGUUGGUGGCUCCCUUCGCGCACCCGCUAGCAGCCAGUGAUCCUUCAGAGGCUGUCGCUGCUUGAGAGGGGAUUCGACAGUUUGUUUAAGGAGGAGUUCCUCGGGCUCGAACCGAGGUCUUCCUGCUUCCAUCCAAGGUGCAUAUCACCCUGGAUGAAGCAUAUCGCGCACCUUGCACUGGAAACCGCUGAACUAAAGUGGACUUGUUACACACACCAGAUAUUUUGUGUUAUUUAAACUGCGCGUUUCAUCACGUGACCGGGUGCCGGCGUGCGUGCGCUGAAGCCCGCCGCGCAGCAUCCAUGCAGCAUGCUGCCCUGUGCCACUUGAUAUAGUUAGGCGCCAAUCAAUAUGGCAUGCACACGACUUCCAUCUCUCAAUCGAUCACCGUGCGACCACCGCUUCUUCGCAGCCCCUUUCGAAUUCAUCACCCACAGCAAUCGUGAUUGGUUGCAGAACUUGUGCCGACUGCCGCGAGAUCGCUUGCACCUCACCACACUGCCUCGGACAGCAUUAGCACUAGCCUCGCUUUGCUACAAUCCAUCUGAUAAUCUGCGCCCGCCCGCCUGGCGACAGUGAUACCUCGCGGAUUUGCGAACGCCACGACUCAUCACCAUCGCAGCAGGCACUGAAGCGGCUUCACUGGCUCGAUUCUUCAUAUGAGCGCCCUGGACUUCGUCGAGCCAAAGUUGCGCAGCCAGCCUCUCGCGCCUGCAACUGGUCUGCCAUCGCCAUU